Myxocyprinus asiaticus (Chinese sucker) is the source of this 2390-nucleotide messenger RNA. It is a transcript of the gene tubd1, whose product is annotated as tubulin, delta 1. NCBI's taxonomy places the organism in Eukaryota, Metazoa, Chordata, Actinopteri, Cypriniformes, Catostomidae. Gene Ontology annotation, cellular component: microtubule; cytoplasm. Bases 718 to 1854 code for a protein of 378 amino acids. The record is from RefSeq and is a predicted model, not a curated record. Gene Ontology annotation, molecular function: GTP binding; structural constituent of cytoskeleton. The transcript is spliced from 6 exons. Gene Ontology annotation, biological process: mitotic cell cycle; microtubule cytoskeleton organization.
CUCAAUCCAGGUGGCGGAGGACGAAUCUCAGUUGCCUCGUGUCUGAGACCUUCAAUCCACGCAUUUUAUCACUGGCUUGUUGAGCGCGUUCCCAUGGAGACAUAGCGCAUGGAGGCUUCAAGUAGCAACCAUGCACAACUCACCACAUGCCCCACCUAGAGUGAGAACCACAUUAUAGUGACCACGAGGAGGUUACCCGAUGUGACUCUACCCUCCCUAGCAACUGGGCCAAUUUGGUUGCUUAGGAGACCUGGCUGGAGUCACUCAGCACGCCCUGGAUUCGAACUCACAACUCAAGGUGUGGUAGCCAGCAUCUUUACUCGCUGACACAUGCCCCCUCCUAUGGAAAAAAUGUUGGCCUAUUAGAAAGUAUGUUUAUGUAAAUAAAUGUGGCAAGAGACAACUCAUAUAUAAGUUGGCCUAUUAGAAAGUAUGUUUAUGUACAUACAUGUGACAGUAUGUUUUUUGCGCCAUCUAAUGGUUGUAAAAUACAUUUUCACUAUGUCCCAUCAUGCAUCUGUCCCGAAGCUCACAAACCUUUUACCCGCCUUUAACAGUAGAGACAGAAUCGGGGUUUAACUUUUGUAAAUGUUUGGAGAAGUAUUACAGAGAAAAGUCGUUUUAAAGUGAUUGGUGGUGUUUUUACCGUAGGACUGUCAUGAAUUUCCAAACUGACAUUCACUGUACUUGUGAUGUUGUUACAGCUACACUGCGUGAAUGGUGUGCAGUUGCCAUUACAUCCGUUUUAAUCAUUGCUUAACUGAACAGGUAAAGCCUGAAGAUAUGUCCGUUAUAACCUUACAGUUGGGUCAGUGUGGGAAUCAAAUAGGACAUGAGCUGUUCACUGUAAUAAACGAUGAUUCCAAUGGACCAAACAGAAAGAAGUACAAGCAAUGCAGUGAGGAGAGAUUCUUCUAUGAGAGCUCGACAGGAGAUCUUGUGGCCCGAUCAGUGCUUGUUGAUAUGGAGCCUAAGGUAAUCUCUCAAGCAAUUGCAAAAGCUUCAAAAUCUGGAAGAUGGAGGUAUGGAGACAAGGCACAUUUCUGCCAGAAGCAGGGAUCUGGAAACAACUGGGCUAAUGGAUUCUGUGUACAUGGGCCACGUCACGAAGAGGUUGUGGAGAAUCUAAUACGGACAGAGAUAGAACGCUGCGAUCGCCUUGCAGGAAUUUUCACCAUGAUGAGUGUUGCAGGUGGCACAGGUUCUGGUGUGGGUACCUACAUCACUCAGUGUUUGAGGGACCUGUACCCUCAGUCCUUCAUCCUCAAUCAACUAACAUGGCCUUAUGGAGCUGGUGAGGUGAUCGUGCAAAACUACAACUCUGUGCUCACACUGUCACAUCUCUACCAGCUCUCUGAUGCUAUUCUGGUUCACGAGAAUGACACUGUGCACAAAAUCUGUAGUAGGCUGAUGAACAUCCAACACAUCUCCAUCAGUGACAUUAAUAAGGUGAUCGCUCACCAGCUAGGCAGCAUGCUUCAGCCUGCAUAUACCGCUGAUUCACCUAGCCAUUACAGCAGAAACCCUAUAGGGGAAUUACUGAGUUCCUUGGUGUGUCAUCCUGAGUAUAAACUGCUAAGCUUGUGUAACAUACCUCAGAUGUCCAGCACAUAUUUGGCCUAUAGUGUAUUCAACUGGCCUGGCCUGCUUAAGCAUUUGCGUCAAAUGCUCAUCGCCAGUGCUAGAAUGGAAGAAGUCCAGCAGGAACCGGCCUCCCUUUACCAGCCCUUGAGCUGCGAUUUGGUGAGUUGGCGUCAGGGCAAACGCCCUUUUGGCCUUUUUACCGAGGCACUCCUCGAUGUGGCUCAAGGGUCGGGUUUUGGUGAGGUCACCCUAAGUUAUCUGUUCUAUUGACUGGAGAAUAGAGGGAACCUGCGGACGUGGUCCUUCUGGGAUGUGGUCUAUCAUUUCAUGGAGAUAAGGGAGGAGGAGUACCUUCUCGGGCUAUGGGAACCCAACUUUGACGCUCCCACAGUUGCCAUUCCCCUCCUGACGCUGUCAACGCCCACAGCCACAGAGGCUGCUAUGGCAGCAGUGCUCCUCAUUGCCCCUCAAGCGUCCACGCCUGCCACGGCCAACGAGCCAGCGUCCACGCCUGCCUCGGCCAACGAACAAGCGCCCACGUCUGCCACGGUCAACGAGCCUGUUCCUGAAUCCUCGUCUGUCCCAGAGCCAAUGUCUGAAGCCUUGGCCGUCCCAGUGCCAAUAUCCAUGACCACGGAGUUCGUUCCACUGUCCCUUCUUAUACUCACAGCCACCAAGGCUGUUCCGACAUCACUGCCAGUGUCCACGACAAUGUGGGAUUUUAUUUUUAUUAAUAAAGUGUUUUUGUUUUUUGAACUCAGCGUUUGGGUCCUUACCUCUCCCCAAAUCCGUGACACAGAGAAUAU